Medicago truncatula (barrel medic) is the source of this 2670-nucleotide messenger RNA. Its product is annotated as protein NSP-INTERACTING KINASE 3. The transcript is spliced from 11 exons. The coding region runs from base 605 to 2482 and encodes 625 amino acids. NCBI's taxonomy places the organism in Eukaryota, Viridiplantae, Streptophyta, Magnoliopsida, Fabales, Fabaceae. The record is from RefSeq and is a predicted model, not a curated record. Gene Ontology annotation, biological process: protein phosphorylation. Gene Ontology annotation, molecular function: ATP binding; protein kinase activity.
CUAUGUUCCAAAAAAAUUAAUUAACUUUUGAAGAAAAUUUGGUAACUGAUUGUGUAGCUUUUUGUGUAUGUUACAUCUACAUUUGUGUCCACUUUGUCAUUUUUGUUUUGUCCUUUGUUUGUUGGUUCUUUCUUUGGUUGUGAGCGUGUUUCAUGCUCAGUUGCUUUUUAUUCUCUCUGCAACAACCCAACACAAGAUAAUGGAAUCAAUCUGAAUUUCUCUAGUACAAACCAUUCACAGAUCUCAACGAUCUCACUCACAUUUUCACCUUUCAAUACUAAAGUUUUUACCUUUAUAGUAUGCUUUUUCAGUUGGAUUCAAAUUCUCCAACUUGGUUGACAUACGAAAGCUAUUUUGGCAUCUGGGUUCUGUUUGUUUAUGCUCAUUGAAUUGUGUCUUAAUGGAAAGUUGAUAUUUUGUUCAAGGGUUGUUUACUUUAUGAGAAUCUGAUUCUAAAGAGUGUUUUUUUUUUUUUUUUGUGUGUGGAUAAGGUGAUAAGGAUUCAACUUUGUGGGAAUGUGUUGUCUCAAGUUAUUAAUUAUGGUGAAUUUAACCACUGGUUAAUGGUUGUGUAAAGAAGACAUUAUAGAAGUGAUUAUUGAGAAUGGAAUUUUGUAGUUUGGUUUUGUGGUUACUUGGUUUGUUACUUCAUGUGUUGAUGAAGGUUUCUUCUGCUGCUCUUUCUCCUUCUGGCAUAAACUAUGAAGUUGUUGCUUUGAUGGCUAUAAAGAAUGAUUUGAAUGAUCCUCACAAUGUUUUGGAGAAUUGGGAUAUUAAUUAUGUUGAUCCAUGCAGCUGGAGGAUGAUUACUUGUACUCCAGAUGGUUCAGUUUCUGCACUGGGAUUUCCUAGUCAGAACUUGUCUGGCACACUAUCUCCAAGAAUUGGAAACCUUACUAACUUGCAAUCUGUGUUACUUCAGAACAAUGCUAUUUCUGGUCAUAUUCCAGCUGCAAUAGGAAGCCUGGAAAAGCUUCAAACACUUGAUCUCUCCAAUAAUGAAUUUAGUGGCGAGAUACCGAGUUCUUUGGGAGGCCUCAAGAACUUAAAUUAUUUGCGGAUAAAUAAUAACAGCCUUACAGGAGCCUGCCCUCAGUCUCUUAGCAACAUUGAAAGCUUAACCCUUGUGGACCUCUCCUACAACAAUUUGAGUGGUUCAUUGCCAAGAAUACAGGCAAGAACAUUAAAGAUUGUAGGUAACCCGUUAAUUUGCGGUCCAAAAGAAAAUAAUUGUUCUACCGUUUUGCCCGAGCCACUUUCCUUCCCGCCAGAUGCAUUAAAAGCCAAACCUGACAGUGGUAAAAAAGGCCAUCAUGUAGCACUUGCUUUCGGUGCAAGUUUUGGUGCUGCUUUUGUCGUUGUAAUUAUAGUUGGGCUUCUUGUUUGGUGGCGGUAUAGACACAAUCAACAAAUAUUCUUUGAUAUCAGUGAGCAUUACGACCCUGAAGUGCGCCUUGGUCAUUUAAAAAGGUAUUCAUUCAAAGAGCUUCGUGCCGCAACUGACCAUUUCAACUCAAAGAACAUUCUAGGAAGAGGUGGUUUUGGAAUAGUUUACAAGGCAUGCUUGAAUGACGGAUCUGUUGUGGCUGUCAAAAGGUUAAAAGACUAUAAUGCAGCUGGUGGUGAGAUCCAAUUUCAAACCGAAGUCGAGACGAUAAGUUUGGCUGUCCAUCGGAAUCUUCUGAGGCUUCGUGGGUUUUGCAGUACUCAGAAUGAAAGACUCCUUGUUUAUCCAUAUAUGUCUAAUGGAAGUGUAGCCUCUAGAUUGAAAGAUCAUAUUCAUGGUCGACCAGCUCUGGAUUGGACACGGCGAAAGAGAAUAGCUUUAGGUACAGCAAGAGGUUUGGUUUAUUUGCACGAGCAAUGUGACCCGAAAAUUAUCCAUCGCGAUGUCAAAGCAGCCAACAUAUUGCUAGAUGAAGACUUCGAAGCAGUUGUUGGUGAUUUUGGUCUAGCUAAGCUUUUAGAUCAUAGAGAUACCCAUGUGACCACUGCCGUGCGUGGCACCAUUGGUCACAUUGCUCCGGAGUACCUAUCCACCGGUCAGUCUUCAGAAAAGACUGACGUGUUUGGGUAUGGAAUCUUGUUGCUUGAGCUUAUCACAGGUCAUAAGGCUCUAGAUUUCGGUCGAGCAGCAAACCAGAAAGGCGUGAUGCUUGAUUGGGUUAAGAAGCUACACCUGGAAGGAAAAUUAAGUCAAAUGGUAGAUAAAGAUCUGAAGGGAAACUUUGACAUAGUUGAAUUGGGAGAAAUGGUUCAAGUAGCACUCUUGUGUACACAAUUCAAUCCGUCACACCGUCCGAAGAUGUCAGAAGUAUUAAAGAUGUUAGAAGGGGACGGUUUAGCUGAGAAAUGGGAGGCGUCGCAGAGGAUUGAAACACCAAGGUUUCGGUUUUGCGAAAAUCCGCCUCAAAGAUAUUCAGAUUUUAUAGAAGAAUCAUCACUGAUAGUAGAAGCAAUGGAGCUUUCUGGCCCAAGGUGACACAAUAAUCUUUGUUUAGAUACCACUAUAGCUCUCAUGGUUAAAGAGGACAUUGUUAUUAGUGUCUAUAGCUAGCUAUGUAAUGCUUGUAUUCAUCUGUAAAAAGGAAAAAAAAAAACAAAACAAAAAAGGAAAGUCAUGUAUAAGAGUAUUUUCUUUGUUUGAAUGUUGAUUUUGUUGCUUCAUAA